This is a messenger RNA of Aspergillus homomorphus CBS 101889, 2178 nucleotides long. RefSeq names its product sorting nexin Mvp1 (gene mvp1). Gene Ontology annotation, molecular function: phosphatidylinositol-3-phosphate binding. Bases 1 to 2178 code for a protein of 725 amino acids. Gene Ontology annotation, cellular component: endosome. The record is from RefSeq and is a predicted model, not a curated record. The transcript is spliced from 5 exons. NCBI's taxonomy places the organism in Eukaryota, Fungi, Ascomycota, Eurotiomycetes, Eurotiales, Aspergillaceae. Gene Ontology annotation, biological process: protein targeting to vacuole; retrograde transport, endosome to Golgi.
AUGUCGCUUUUCGGUACCUCUCCUGAGGACUCAGCGCCGGGUAACUCCGCGCAGAGGUCCAAGUCCUCCCUUUUCGCAGACGAACCGUCCUUCGGUGGGAAUACAGGUCAUGCGGGCUCCUCCCUCUUUGCCGACGACGAUGGCUUGAACGCCGGUUCGCUUUGGGGCAACAGUGUGAACAAGCGGACAAAGCACCAGAUUGUGAGGACCCUUCUUCCUCAAGAUGAAGUUCCCGACAGCUAUAUCGAUGCGUAUGAUCUGGUGCUCAGUGUGGGGGAUCGCGUGGGCGGCGGUGUUGGUCUGACUUCGGUCCGCGAAAUCCUGUCCAGCAGCGGACUCAGUGCCACGGAUCAGGCGAAAAUCCUGAAUUUGGUGGUUUCGGGGGAUAUGGACAGCUCCACCGGGCUGGGACGUGGCGAGUUCAGCGUGCUUCUGGCCCUCGUGGGCCUAGCGCAGGAAGGGGAGGACCUGACGUUCGAUGCGGUCGACGAUCGACGCAAGAAGCUGCCGCAGCCCAGGUGUGCCUACUUCGACGCAUUGCGCGCUAAACAAGAAUCUGCUACAUCGGCGCAGCCGUCGCAAGACCGUCCCACCACGCCUCCCGCCCCUGCCACCCCGCCGCCUGAGCCAAGCUCCGCGCAUUCACGCCCGUCUGCUCGUGGCUCCAUGGGUGGUUUUGAAGCCGAUCCCUGGGGCAGUCCUCAGCUGCAUCGAGGUCAUGCCCAUGCCCAAACCGAAUCCGAGCACCCUGUCUUGAAUGGCUACGGUAGCGUACGGUCAGGAACCAAUGCAUGGGCUAGUCGAGCGAGCGAGACCAGCGGCCCGCAGGAUGCGCCAGACAGCACCCAUCCAAAUGGAGGGGCGGGUCUGGGUCCUUCCACUUCCGCCGGCUUUGGAUGGGGAGAGAAUCUCGGGAAUACCUCGGACGGGAAUGGACUGAGAGGGCCGGUCCGAGCUGGGCUUGGAGGCUUUGGUUCAUCCGGGAGCGACCAGGGCGACCACAAUAGUCGCCGUCGGUCCUUGGGCAUGGGCCGAGUUACGGACACUCGCUUGGAGGAGGUGAUCACAAUCACUUUGCUUCCGGAAAAGGAAGGCAUGUUUAUGUUUCAGCAUCGCAAUUACGAAGUCAAGUCCGCUCGCCGGGGAAGCACCGUCGUCCGCCGGUACAGUGACUUCGUGUGGCUCUUGGACUGCCUCCACAAACGCUACCCCUUCCGCCAACUGCCACUGCUGCCACCCAAGAGAAUUGCAGCGGACUCGAAUUCCUUCCUGGAAAAGCGUCGUAGGGGACUUGUACGAUUUACGAAUGCGCUCGUUCGGCAUCCGGUCUUGAGCCAGGAACAAUUGGUGGUCAUGUUCUUGACGGUUCCGACGGAACUAUCGGUUUGGCGGAAACAGGCGACCAUCUCGGUGCAGGACGAAUUCGCAGGCCGAGCCCUUCCCCCGGAUCUCGAGGAUUCACUCCCCUCCAACCUUACGGAUCUGUUCGACACGGUCCGCAGUGGCGUCAAACGGUCGGCGGAGGUAUACAUCAACCUGUGCACGCUGUUGGAGCGAUUAGCCAAGCGUAACGAGGGGCUUGCUGCCGAUCACCUGCGAUUCUCUCUAGCGCUACAGUCGCUGACUGAGGUAACACGCGACACCUACGCCGUGGAUACGAACGAUGUGCCGUUGCUCAACGAAGGGAUCAAGGCCACGGCGCGACAUCUGUCGGCCAGUCAGAGUCUGCUGGAGGAUGAGGCUCGGGCGUGGGAGGAUGGGAUGUUGGAAGACCUCAAGCGCCAACGUGACUGUCUGGUCAGUGUCCGGGAGAUGUUCGAUCGGCGGGACCGAUACGCCCGCAACAACAUCCCUCAGUUGGAGCGCCGCAUUGAGAAUAACGAGCGAAAGCUGCAGGAGCUGCGGGCCCGGCCUCAAGGCGCAGUCAAACCAGGCGAGAUCGAGAAAGUGGAGGAGGCGAUUUUCAAGGACAAGGAAUUGAUUGUGCAACAACAUGCACGUGGGGUAUUUAUCAAAGAGUGCAUUCGGGACGAGCUCGUGUUUUUCCAGCAGAGUCAAUAUCAUAUCAGCCGACUGCAUCAGGACUGGAGUCAGGAGCGGGUCAAGUACUCGGAGCUGCAGGCGGACAACUGGCGGUCACUCAGUGAUCAAGUGGAGGGCAUGCCGUUAGGGGAAUGA